Gracilinanus agilis (Agile Gracile Mouse Opossum) is the source of this 1847-nucleotide messenger RNA. It is a transcript of the gene PPP2R2B, whose product is annotated as protein phosphatase 2 regulatory subunit Bbeta. Gene Ontology annotation, cellular component: cytosol; protein phosphatase type 2A complex. The transcript is spliced from 11 exons. Lineage: Eukaryota; Metazoa; Chordata; Mammalia; Didelphimorphia; Didelphidae. Gene Ontology annotation, molecular function: protein phosphatase regulator activity; protein binding. Gene Ontology annotation, biological process: peptidyl-serine dephosphorylation. Bases 1 to 1539 code for a protein of 512 amino acids. The record is from RefSeq and is a predicted model, not a curated record.
AUGCUUUUCUCGUUACCUGCCUUACAUCUUCCGACCUCCGAACACCAUCCUUUCUUCCAGCUGCCACACAGAAGGCUGGGCAAAUGGAGACUAUGCUGUGCUCCCUCCUGCUACCCUGUCCCCCUCUCCUCUGAGGCUGGUGGCGGGGAGAGAUCAUGGAUACUUGUCUGCUGGCUUUUAGUUUCCACACAAGUAACCCUGCUGUCAAUGGAGGAGGACAUUGAUACCCGCAAAAUCAACAACAGUUUCCUGCGAGAUCACAGCUAUGCUACCGAAGCUGACAUUAUCUCUACGGUAGAAUUCAACCACACAGGAGAAUUACUAGCGACAGGAGACAAGGGGGGUCGGGUUGUAAUAUUUCAACGAGAGCAGGAGAGUAAAAAUCAGCUUCAUCGAAGGGGUGAAUACAAUGUUUACAGCACAUUCCAGAGCCAUGAGCCCGAAUUCGAUUACCUGAAGAGUUUAGAGAUUGAAGAAAAGAUUAAUAAAAUUAGAUGGCUUCCACAGCAAAAUGCAGCCUACUUUCUCCUUUCCACUAAUGAUAAAACUGUGAAGCUCUGGAAAGUCAGUGAGAGAGAUAAGAGACCAGAGGGUUACAAUCUGAAAGAUGAAGAUGGCCGGCUCCGGGAUCCUGCUACCAUUACAACACUACGGGUUCCUGUGCUGAGACCCAUGGACCUGAUGGUGGAGGCCACCCCGAGAAGAGUAUUUGCCAAUGCACACACAUAUCACAUCAACUCCAUAUCAGUCAACAGUGAUUAUGAAACCUACAUGUCAGCAGAUGACCUGAGGAUAAACCUAUGGAACUUUGAAAUAACCAAUCAAAGUUUUAAUAUUGUGGACAUUAAGCCAGCCAACAUGGAAGAGCUCACAGAGGUCAUUACAGCGGCAGAAUUCCACCCACUCCACUGCAACACCUUUGUCUACAGCAGCAGCAAAGGGACAAUCCGGCUGUGUGACAUGAGGGCAUCAGCCCUUUGUGACAGGCACACAAAGUUUUUUGAGGAGCCAGAAGAUCCAAGCAACAGGUCAUUUUUUUCUGAAAUCAUCUCUUCAAUUUCUGAUGUGAAGUUCAGUCAUAGCGGAAGGUACAUUAUGACCAGGGAUUAUCUGACCGUCAAAGUCUGGGACCUCAACAUGGAAAAUCGCCCCAUUGAGACUUACCAGGUUCAUGACUACCUCCGCAGCAAGCUGUGUUCUCUCUAUGAAAAUGAUUGCAUUUUUGAUAAAUUUGAGUGUGUCUGGAAUGGAUCAGACAGUGUCAUCAUGACCGGAUCCUACAACAACUUUUUCAGAAUGUUUGACCGAAAUACCAAGCGUGAUGUCACCCUGGAGGCUUCCAGGGAAAAUAGCAAGCCCAGGGCCAUCUUGAAACCCCGCAAAGUGUGUGUUGGUGGCAAACGGAGAAAAGAUGAGAUCAGCGUGGACAGUCUGGACUUUAGCAAAAAGAUCUUACAUACAGCUUGGCAUCCUUCAGAAAAUAUUAUAGCAGUGGCGGCUACAAAUAACCUAUAUAUAUUCCAGGACAAGGUUAACUAGGAGGACAAGUUAUACUUAAUAAGCUCACAUACUGAAUACUAGUCAAACAAGUUUUUAAAUGUUUCUUUGGGUUUUCAUUUUAUUCAUUGACUUUAAUUUUCCUAUGCAGGAAACAAUUGGAAUAGAAGAAAAGCAGUCCAAAGGCCCCAGCUCCCCCAAUUUUAAGAAACUGUGUUGGCAAAUCCAACAAAUAGGUUCAGAAUACUUUUGUUUAGAAUCGAGAGCUGCCAGGUAACCAGGACCCUUCCAUAGUUGACUUGAAUUUCUGAUGCUUUUAUUACCCAGUUCUCUCUGGUGAGUCCAGUGUU